Messenger RNA from Sinocyclocheilus rhinocerous, 1341 nucleotides. RefSeq names its product protein CLEC16A-like. Gene Ontology annotation, biological process: regulation of autophagosome maturation; vacuolar transport; endosomal transport. The coding region runs from base 5 to 454 and encodes 149 amino acids. The transcript is spliced from 3 exons. NCBI's taxonomy places the organism in Eukaryota, Metazoa, Chordata, Actinopteri, Cypriniformes, Cyprinidae. The record is from RefSeq and is a predicted model, not a curated record. Gene Ontology annotation, cellular component: Golgi apparatus; late endosome.
GUACAUGUACCACGUCCUAACAAAGAACACAACAGUGACUGAUCACAACAGAAAUCUGCUGGUGGAAACUAUUCGCUCUAUUACUGAGAUUCUUAUCUGGGGUGAUCAGAAUGACAGCUCUGUCUUUGACUUCUUUUUGGAGAAGAACAUGUUUGCAUUUUUCCUCAACAUACUACGGCAGAAAUCCGGACGGUAUGUGUGUGUCCAGCUUCUGCAAACGCUCAACAUCCUUUUCGAGAACAUCAGUCAUGAGACUUCUCUCUAUUAUUUGCUGUCCAAUAAUCACGUUAAUUCUAUCAUUGUACAUAAAUUUGACUUCUCUGAUGAGGAAAUUAUGGCCUACUAUAUCUCCUUUUUGAAAACGUUGUCUCUGAAACUCAACAACCACACAGUGCACUUCUUCUACAACGAGGUAAGGUGCAUUUACUGGGGCAACUGUCAUUUUAUCAAAUGACGGGUUUAUAGACUGAAAGCAGAAGGGGGCUUUUAUUUGUGGGCUCAGAUGCAUUCUGUGUGUAACAGACCAUAGCGCACUUCCAGGAAGAGCUAACAGCCCACUGUGACUUGUAAAACCAUGUUUCCUGUGUUUUCAUGCAACUUGAGCAGUUAUUUUCUUUCACUUUGGACAAAUGCAGUCCAGCUGUAAAUUUACAACUGUUUUAUGUGGAUUGGAAGGUGACGGAAAUGUUUGGGGGCUCCUUUGUAUAGGGGGAAGUUAUUGGUGUACUGUAAAUGGUUGUGUUUAACCGUCAUGUGUUCUUUAUUCUGUGGCACCUUUGAUGCUGUUAAUCAUUGGUGUCAGGAAUAGAGAGGGCCUGCAUGGAAGGAUUUGCUCUAUGAGAGAUCUGAUGCUGCACUGAUUGACGUUGUCUUAAUGUAAAAUGUAAACCAGUGCAUAUUAAGACAAGCCUUUUACAGAAAUAUACUAAAACUAUAGUUUAAUCUGUUAAAGACUUAUGAAGCUUAUGACAUCAGCUUUUCCCUUUAGAAUAAAUGAGUUUUAUAGACACAGUAACAAAUGAAAUGUUGGGAGUGACAACAGCAUUGUUUGAGGAGUCACAUGAACUCUGUUGAACUCAUUAUGGUUGUUACAGUGAUAACCAUAGCAACAUUUUGGCAUCUUGUGGUAAACAAAAAACAUUUUGGGGUUUAACUAGUAUUCCUGACCAAAUUAAUAUUAGCAAAUGUAGACAUAUAAUUAGUUAAAGAAUGAUCUGAAUCUUCUAUCACAACAUAAAUAAUUUUAUAUCACCGAAUGAAGGAGUGAAAUGCAUGAAAGUCUGGCAUCAGUAUUAAAAUAGCCACACCUUAUGUAACACUUUGGUUAAAAACAGUAAACAU